CAUAUAGUAGAAAAGUUACCACAGCCUAAUGAAUUGCAAUAUGAUUAUAAAGUCGUGGUAGAUGCUCUCUUUGGCUUCAGUUUUAAGCCUCCUGUUAGAGAAGAACUGAAACCUGCCCUGGAUGCCUUAAUUGAAGGGGGAUUACCAGUCUGCAGUGUUGAUAUUCCAAGUGGCUGGGAUGUAGAAAAGGGCCCAAUUUCUGAGAAGUUCUUAAAACCUGCUUUGUUGAUAUCAUUGUCAGCUCCAAAGCAAUGUGCUAAGCGCGAGUUUAUUGACACAGCCAAGCAUUUCUUAGGUGGCCGUUUUCUGCCACCAGGUAUUAUUGCCAAAUAUAAUUUAAUACUACCUGAAUAUCCAAACCAAGAUCAAAUUGUGGAAAUUUGUUAAUUUUAUAUCAAAUGUACAUAGUUAUUGUUUAUGAGCUUAAUAGCUAUAUAAAUAAAGAUUUAAUGAGACUAA
This is a messenger RNA of Papilio polytes (common Mormon), 459 nucleotides long. RefSeq names its product NAD(P)H-hydrate epimerase (gene Naxe). The annotation marks the transcript as partial. The transcript is spliced from 2 exons. The record is from RefSeq and is a predicted model, not a curated record. Gene Ontology annotation, cellular component: mitochondrion. NCBI's taxonomy places the organism in Eukaryota, Metazoa, Arthropoda, Insecta, Lepidoptera, Papilionidae. Gene Ontology annotation, molecular function: NAD(P)HX epimerase activity.